Cinara cedri is the source of this 291-nucleotide messenger RNA. NCBI's taxonomy places the organism in Eukaryota, Metazoa, Arthropoda, Insecta, Hemiptera, Aphididae. The record is from the annotation of a GenBank genome assembly.
AUGAGUAAAGUUACGCGUUUGUCGCGCAGGUACUCGCAAAUUAGCCAAAGGGGAGUCGAAUCGACCAUCAAGAAGUUUGUUAAGGAAAUAGAAAUCACUAAGAAGUCGAUGAUAGCCGAGAGUUUGAAGAUUGAGUGCAUGAGGCCCGUGGGUACCUACGCUUUACUAAAAGAACGCAAAGGUGAGAAACUUACAUUGGACUCGUAUGGUUUGACGAUAGUUGUUGGUUAUAUACCGGGAACAAACUACCAUUUGAGAGUUAACUUAACGAUGAUAACAAAAGAAAAGUGA